Molecule: messenger RNA, 453 nt
Organism: Cyanidioschyzon merolae strain 10D
Lineage: Eukaryota; Rhodophyta; Bangiophyceae; Cyanidiales; Cyanidiaceae
Product: 40S ribosomal protein S14
Exons: 1
Coding region: 1-453 (150 amino acids)
Biological process (GO): ribosomal small subunit assembly; translation; maturation of SSU-rRNA from tricistronic rRNA transcript (SSU-rRNA, 5.8S rRNA, LSU-rRNA)
Cellular component (GO): ribosome; cytosolic small ribosomal subunit
Molecular function (GO): structural constituent of ribosome; mRNA 5'-UTR binding; small ribosomal subunit rRNA binding
Source: RefSeq, a predicted model, not a curated record
AUGGCAUCGAAAAAGCGUCAGGCAGUUGUUUCCGAAGAGGUUUCUCAAGGGCCGCAACUCCGUGAAGGUGAAGAGUGCUUUGCGGUUUGCCACAUUUACGCAUCUUUCAAUGACACCUUCAUCCAUGUCACGGAUCUGUCGGGUCGAGAGACCUUUGUCCGGCGGUCUGGCGGCAUGGAAGUGAAGGCCGAUCGGGAUGAGUCCUCGCCGUACGCAGCCAUGAUUGCCACACAGAAAGUUGCUGAGCGUUGUAAGGAGCUAGGCAUUACUGCGUUGCAUAUCAAAGUGCGUGGCACUGGCGGAUCCAAGGCUAAAACCUUUGGGCCGGGAGCUCAGGCCGCUAUCCGGGCGUUAGCUCGCAGCGGGAUGAAGAUUGGACGCCUCGAGGACGUGACGCCCAUACCACAUGACGGUACCAGGCGAAAAGGAGGUCGCCGUGGUCGAAGACUCUAG